This is a messenger RNA of Chelonus insularis, 528 nucleotides long. Its product is annotated as c-Myc-binding protein. Gene Ontology annotation, biological process: regulation of DNA-templated transcription. The transcript has 3 exons. The record is from RefSeq and is a predicted model, not a curated record. Gene Ontology annotation, molecular function: transcription coactivator activity. NCBI's taxonomy places the organism in Eukaryota, Metazoa, Arthropoda, Insecta, Hymenoptera, Braconidae. Gene Ontology annotation, cellular component: nucleus. Bases 146 to 427 code for a protein of 93 amino acids.
UACAGAAUAUUUUGGUUGAAUUCAAUUGUUUGCAGUCAUUUUUUGUAAACAGUCGACCUCCAUACCACCAAAUUGGAGAAGAAUACUCAUUUUGUCAUUAAAUUCUCGAUAUUAUAUUUUUUUGAUAUUAAAGAAAUUUGCAACAAUGGCCUCUUAUAAGCCAAACGAAUCAAAGCGUGAGGAAUUUAGAAGAUAUCUGGAACGUGCUGGAGUUCUUGAUGCUUUAGCUAAAAUUCUUGUAUCUCUUUAUGAAGAGCCUGAAAAACCAGCUGAUGCUUUGGAAUAUGUACGUAAACAACUAGUUAAUAUGACUAAAGAUAAUACAGAACCUGAGUCUGAUCUAGAAAAAAAAUUAGAAAAUGCUGAAGCUGAGAAUCGGGAGCUCCGAGAAAAACUAGCUAAGUUAGAUUUAAGUGUAGAAGAAUAAUUAUUAGAAAACUUGAUUAUAUUAACUUUGUGCCUUAAAAUUGUUAUGUAUCAUUUGAAAUUCUAUGGUCAUAAAAACAUUAUAUUUGUUCAAUGACUAAA